UUUUUUUUAUGUUUUUUGUUCACAGAUUAUACACCCUGUGGUGUAAGUCCUGUUGAUCUGAGGGCGAGAGUGGUCGGUGGUAAGAGUUCGAAAAGAGGCUGGUGGCCCUGGCAGAUUGGACUGCGCAGGGUUAACUCAAAAGGUAGUUUGAAUGGAAAAUUUUCAUUGUCUGGCUCAUUCAUUGAAUGCUGUAUAUAUCGGGAAAGCAUGACGAACAUUUUUGUUCCGACAUUCGGCAAAUCCUUUUGAGUAGCAUAUGACUGUCUGUGGCCUUUCACAACAGCAGAAAAAAAUUUAUCUUUCAAAUCUCACUCUUAAUUCUACACGCUAUCAACGAACGAUUCUCAUUCAACUGAUUUUUUUGUUUGUUUAUUUUUUCACGUUAUUAUGCUCCUAAAAAGACAGAGUAGCUCCAUUUUUCCGUAUAUGUUCGUUACACAACCCACAGUUCCUCUGUUGCCUCUGACGAGGGGCCAAGCACGAAACGUUACUUAAAAUGCACUGGUCAAAAGAAGUUUUUUUUUUAUUAAGAAAUUAUUGCUAGAAAAUAAUACUUACUGUUUUUCAAUUUGUUUCCUAUCUCUUUUUUAAGCGGAACUUGUGCUUAUCUGUAUUGGUGCUCUGAUUUCUCGUCGCUGGGUUCUGACGGCUGCACAUUGUGUUUACCACAGAGAUUUCCGAGGGGCUCGUGUUCUCGACAAUAUAUCCAAUAAGUAAGCACUGAGUCCAAUAAUCCUUUAUACAUUUGAAGUUUAAAGAAACAUUUUAUAUCUAUAGAUAUCAUUUUUUUCAUUGUUGUAUUUGAAAGUUCACAUUUAAAGGCAGAGAAAAUUCUGCAGAAAAAAAAAAGUAUUAGAGUUUCUGAUAUCAUUCACAAGGAUUAACUCUUGAAAAACUCCCAAAACCAGUCUUUCCUUAGUAGGCGAAGCAAAUUAUUUUCUCUACGACUAUUACUCUUUAUCUCGCAGGUACCGCGUGACAGUGGGUGACCACCACUUGAGGAAGGAUGAAAAAUCUCAGAUUGACGUGGAAGUGAUGAAGAUAUUUGUUCAUGAAGAUUAUGAUCAUGGGAAAAUCACAAAUGACAUUGCUCUGGUCAAACUCGACAAGGAGGUGGAACUUGGCCCCUAUGUACGGAAAUUGUGUAUUCCGGACAAGGAUCAAGGGGAUUUGGCAAUCGUUAAAAAGUACGGCAUAGCAACAGGAUGGGGUGUAACGCAAGCCUUGAAACUCUCACAAUACCCCAAAGAACACAAACGCUACUCAGACCGUCUUCAAUACUCAGCCUUCACAAUUCAAAGCGACCAGUUGUGCGCUAACAAAUCAGCGGGAUACUUUUUUAACUCCACAGUGACGUUUUGUGCCGGGGAUGGAAAGGGAGGAAAUGAUAAUUGCAGAGGUGACGGUGGAGGAGCUUUUGUCCGUAAGGUAAAAAGAGGAGACGACUUCCGUUGGGUGGCUACUGGGCUGGUCAGCUGGAGUUUGGGCUGCGCACAAAAGGAUCAUUAUGGAUACUAUACCAGGGUGUUCUCAUUUAUUGAUUGGAUAAAGAAAACUAUGGAAGACAACUCAUAG
This is a messenger RNA of Pocillopora meandrina, 1575 nucleotides long. NCBI's taxonomy places the organism in Eukaryota, Metazoa, Cnidaria, Anthozoa, Scleractinia, Pocilloporidae. The record is from the annotation of a GenBank genome assembly.